AUGUCAUUCCAUUUAUUUAAUUCUAAUGCUAUUGAAUGGACAUCGGAAUGGUUUGAAAAAUUAACAGUGGUGUUGGUUUUGAUUAUUGGAUUACUUGGUUUUGUGGGAAAUGUUGUGACCAUCUGUACAGUUUUAUGUCAUAAAAAAUUUCACACUCCAACAUUUGUUGCCAUCAGUUGCCUUGCAUUGUCUGAUACUCUAAAUAUCAUCAAAAUGUUUCUGGAUAAAUUUUCUAAUUGGAAUGUUUAUUUUUACGUUCAACUAAAGUUAGAAAGGGAUUUUUGGGUAAUAAUUAUUUCGCUAAUGCAAACAAUUGAAUAUUGUUCAAAUAUAUACAUUGUGUUUCUCGCUAUGAUCAGAUAUUUAUUAACAGUCCAGCCCUUAGAGAGCAAGAUACGACUUACCGCGUCAAUUGUUAUGGUAUGCUCUAUUAUGAUCUGGCUUUACGCUUCACUUUUUUCAGCUUUUAUAUUUGUAAUGAUAUUCUUUAUUUUUAAAAAUUCUCCCCGCCAAUUUGAAAUGCGGCGACUAUUAAUAAUAAUCAUUAAUAUACUUUGGGAACUGCUUUCUCUUUGUGCAAUCAUUAUUAUACAUACCAAAAAGAUGAAAGCUUUAAAAAACUCUUCUGUUAGAAACAACAUCUACAGAAGAAUGAACGAAACAAUUUCUGAAGAUCACUUUUACAUCCUAGUUAGAGAAAAUGAAACUAGUUGA
Molecule: messenger RNA, 714 nt
Organism: Saccostrea cuccullata (small rock oyster)
Lineage: Eukaryota; Metazoa; Mollusca; Bivalvia; Ostreida; Ostreidae
Product: type-1 angiotensin II receptor A-like
Exons: 2
Coding region: 1-714 (237 amino acids)
Biological process (GO): G protein-coupled receptor signaling pathway
Cellular component (GO): membrane
Molecular function (GO): G protein-coupled receptor activity
Source: RefSeq, a predicted model, not a curated record